Molecule: messenger RNA, 2834 nt
Organism: Cutaneotrichosporon oleaginosum
Lineage: Eukaryota; Fungi; Basidiomycota; Tremellomycetes; Trichosporonales; Trichosporonaceae
Cellular component (GO): cytoplasm
Source: RefSeq, a predicted model, not a curated record
GCACUUCUCGCUUAGUUGUCAACUCAAAGGUCAAUCUUGAACCCGCUCCUUCGCUAUCAGAUUUACACUCGUCGGCACGCGACUACGUCUCCUAGCUGCUCCUUGCUAUCCUUCUGUCACCCUGCACACCACCGUCCCCUCCACCACCUUCACACCCCCCCGCUCUCAAUCCCAGAGCGCACGCAUUGCCCUCGCUUCGAUCACUCGCGGCCCCACCAACCUGGCCCCGCCCGUGGCUCAGACGGUGGCCCCGACGCACGCACCGUAAAGCCCAUCAAUAUCGUGUGGAUCCACUGGAACGACUCGCCACCGGCUUUCCCCCCUUAGGCGCAGGCCUCGUCUCACUGCGCCGUCACCACCUCCUUAACAUCGGACAUUCUUGCAAGGCUGACCAUCUCUCGAUCCUCACCCUUCCUUCCACUCGUCAAGCUCCACGACCAUGGGCAACGCUCCCAGUCAUCAGGGCGGAACACCACCGCAUGAGGCGUCCGCGCCCGCACCACCGCCCCCAUUGUCCAAGGAUAAGGAGCCAGCUAAGCCGUCCUCUCCUCCACCGCCCUCGACGCCCCUUCUAAUGCCCUACGGUGGACAUUUGAGCCCACAGAACCCGCACGCCCUCGGUCUUCCCCAGGCGCACGACUAUAGCAAGACAAUAGUGACCGCUUUGAUCCUCGACCAGCAGCUCGCGCCCUUCUACCGCGGUCUCGAUGAUUACGAGGAAGACUGGUCUGAAACAGAGGUGUCGAACGCGCUUGCCGAGACGCGUGAGAAGGACUUUGCAGAGCAGGUGGAGAAUUCGGCAACCUCGCGACUGCGUCAGGAGCGCGAAACGAUCGCCCGCGGUCGACGCCUUAGCCAUGAGGCGGAGCGUGCUGAACGUCAGCGUCGCGAGGAGAAGGCGUACCUCGGCGCACUCGAGUGCCCCAUCUGUUUCCUGUACUAUCCACCAAACAUUAACACGUCCCGAUGCUGCCAGCAGCCACUGUGUACCGAGUGCUUUGUGCAGAUCAAACGCGCCGAGGCCACGACGACACAUCUUGAGAGCGAGCCGGCAUGUUGCCCCUUCUGCGUCGAGACCGACUUUGGCGUUAUUUACGAACGCCCGAACACUGCCAUUGCCACUCCUAGCGGCGUCCUCAGCUCCGGCGGUUGCAGCCCAGCCCCACCACCCUCCGCUCUGGCCACGACUCCUGACGGCGGCACGAGUGCGUUCAGUAACGCCCUAUCGGACGAGCCCCUGUCGCCUGGCGUGUCGGAAUUCAGCACCUUCCGCGAGGAAGGUAGGCGACGCAAGAGUGUCAGCUCCAAGGCCAAGGAGGUCGUGACCAUCGACGCAAUACGGCCCGACUGGGAGGCCAAACUCAAUGCUGUCAAAGCGCAAGCGGCGCGCCGUGCCGCACGCCGAAUCGUCAUGCGUCAAGUCGGCGACCGCCUUAUCCCCAUCGGAUAUACGUCGUCGCGUGCUACGGGACAGGCCGACUUCUCCAUGUCCAUCCCUCCAGAUGAAGGAGGCUCCCGGCGGUCUCGCCGUACACGCGAGCGCGAGCGCGAGAUGGAGGAGAUGAUGAUCAUGGAGGCGAUGCGCCUCUCGUUGCUUGACCACGAGGAGCAUCUGCGCAAGCAGGCCACGGAGACCAAGCCAGGGCAGCAGCAGUCUUCAGCUGCGGGACCAUCCAAUGCAGGGCCGUCGACCGACAACGGAAAUGGCAAUGUGGGCAAUGGCAGAGGGCCAAGCGGCACGUCGUCACCUACGCCCAGCACAAGCUCGCGCCGCUCAUCGCGUGCGACAGACACGCUCGCGAACUGGCGACAGAACGAGGGUGGACGCGCCGCUAAGCUCCUGUCCAAGAUCACUGUGAACCGAAGUAGAGCCAAUUCCAAGUCGAGCGUGCACUUCGCGCCGUCCCCGACCGGGCAGGGCUCGUCUACCCCGAGCGGGAGCCGCGCGCGCUCGUCCUCGACCCCUAGCCCUGCUCCGGGCCUGCACCCAGAGCACGCGCCGUCGCCACUCAGCAACGCCGUGACUCGUCGCUCCUUCGACAUUCCCGGUACCGGGCGCGGUGCCGCGCAGGCACUCCAGGCGGCGCUGGGGCCGGGAGAGCCGACCGAGCCUUCCAUUGCGGAGGUCGCGACUCCCGCAGCCGAGGCGGUGAACGACCCGCUUGCGCGCGAACUUGCCGCCGCCACGACUGAAGCUUGCUCCACCGCGCCCGUCGCCCCUCCAGUUCCUGUGGUCGUAGAGCCGCCUCUCGAUUCUCCACUGACUGAACUUGCCCCGCCUGCGCCCAUCGAGGCCGCGCCCGGCCAGGACCUCCUUUCCCUUGACAGCGCGAGCGACCUCGCCCCUGAGACGGACGUGACCCCGCGCGACUCGCCGCUCACAGACACGACGCCAGCCGCGAGCCCGUCUCGCCGUGCCGGGGCGCUCCCCGACACACCGGCCACAAGCCAAGAGCCGUCUCCCGCGGCGACGGGGAACGAGGCCCUGGCACCUACCGCGCCCAUCGCACCCUCCACAGUUGACAUUCCUAAACCCGUGCCCAAGUCGCCGACGCUGAGCCCAUUCAAGCCCAAGCCAAAUCGGACCGAUACGAGCACGAGCCUUGUCUCGGUCGACGCGGCGAGCUUUGUGUCCCACUCGAGCCUGGGCGACGACGAGAUGGUGCGCCGUCCCAGCGGGCCGCUAGCUGCGCGGGCGGACGACUAAGCGGUGCGGCUGCCACCUGUCCCAUAACGCUGUGUCGCCGAGACUAGAUACACCACGGCGGCACACAUUCAAUUUUCAUUUCAUUGGGCCCCGUUGUUUGUACAGUACAUGCACUUUGUGACGAGCG